GAAAUGGCAGCCGUCGGCAGAUGGCCCAUGCUGCUUUUGCUGGUCACAACGCAGGUCGUUAUUAACGCAGAGAAUCCAAUUGAGUCCACGCCCAGCGUCGAAGAGGAUUACAAUGGGAGCACAACUUCGGGUCCGCCGCUCGAAGAGACCACCGAUCGCUCGGCUGCCCGGGUGGAACCCUAUAAGCAGGGCACUCCGGAGCAGUACGAUGUAAUCGAUGUCUUGGCCUCCACGGGCACGGCGGUGGGUCGGCCCAAGAGCGGCCAGACCACCAGGAUCUACACCACCGGCGAGGUGGACGAGAGCUUCUGGCUGAAGCACCUGGGCGAUGACUUCAAGCAUGCCAUCCAUCUGCAGGUGGGCGGCACCAACGAGGAGUACAAUCGUCUGGUUAACCAGACCCAGAAUGGAGUCCACGAGGAGGUGCAUCAUGAGUACUUGCCGGGUGCCGAGCGACCCGGCGGUGGAGCUGCCGCGCCUCAGCAAUCUCGACCAGCCUAUCGGCAGGGCUUCGACAGCCGAGCCAUGACCAUGAAACAGCAGUAUCUCAGCCAACAGCAGCGGGCACAUCCUCCCCAGCAGCGCUAUAACUACGCCCAACAACACGCACAACACUAUGCACCACGACCACACCCACAAAGCCACACCCACCAAUAUCCACAACAACAAACACUGCAGCACAGAAACACCUACAAGGCAAAGCCCCAGAGUUAUAUCAUCAACUCUAGCGAGGAUCAGCUGCACGCCGCCCAAUCCAAUCCACCGGCAGUGCGAACCGCUGGCGAGGAUCGACCUAAUCACGACGAGGAGGUCGACUCCUUUGGCGGCCAGCUCAACUUUAAGUCGCCCUUCAACGACUACGGCAGUCGACCCACCCGAGAUCUCACCUACCUUCUCUACAAACGGGGUCUCUGAAAAUAUAUGUAUAGCAAAAAGACUUGCGGUCUUCCGUCCAUUGAGUUCUAUAAAUGGGCCUGAGCCACACCCACCCAAAAAAACACACACUUUACACACAAAACAACACAACACAAACCACACAAACACUGAGAUUAAGGAAAUUACUACAAGAAUAAAACGAAAAAUACAAACAAA
Drosophila takahashii is the source of this 1092-nucleotide messenger RNA. It is a transcript of the gene Cp7Fc, whose product is annotated as Chorion protein c at 7F. Lineage: Eukaryota; Metazoa; Arthropoda; Insecta; Diptera; Drosophilidae. The record is from RefSeq and is a predicted model, not a curated record.